Molecule: messenger RNA, 4672 nt
Organism: Bubalus bubalis (water buffalo)
Lineage: Eukaryota; Metazoa; Chordata; Mammalia; Artiodactyla; Bovidae
Gene: FRMD4A
Product: FERM domain containing 4A
Exons: 24
Coding region: 356-3562 (1068 amino acids)
Biological process (GO): establishment of epithelial cell polarity
Cellular component (GO): cytoskeleton; bicellular tight junction; adherens junction
Source: RefSeq, a predicted model, not a curated record
GAUCUGCCCGGAAAGUCAGCCGGGUGUCCUCUGAGGUCCAGCGAGUGCUAUUAUCUGCAGGGGAGGCUUAUUUUUACCUUGUCCUGGGAGACUUUCUGGAGGCAGGGAGAAAACAUUCUCAUUUAGGAGCUGUUAGCUCGUCCUUGUGCGGAAACAGUCUCUGAAGACUAGUGAGGGUGCUGGGGAGGCAGGGUAGGGGCUAGGACAGAGGCCCCAGUGGAGGCCGAGUUAUUUGGACUGCAUUUUUCCUGGUCUGAUGACAUCUCAGUGACAUUUGAACUUGGCGUCAGGAAAAGAACACAGCCCUGCAUAUGGGGCCUGGGACCAGAAGGGCAGAGGCGGGGCCUUGGCUGGCAUGGCUGCGGGGCCACUGGGCUCUGAGAACCUGCUGAAUGCCUGGGACCGGCCGGUGUGGGGCCUGACUUGCCGGGCUCUGAGGACAUGCCAAGGCAGAAACGUGCGGGUCCUGCAACUGAUGCUGAAACCAUGGUGCAUCUCCAGGGCUGUCUACCAGAUGACGGAGGGCCGUCGAUGUCAAGUACAUCUUCUUGAUGACCGGAAGCUGGAACUCCUAGUUCAGCCCAAGCUUUUGGCCAAGGAGCUGCUUGACCUCGUGGCCUCUCACUUCAACCUGAAGGAGAAGGAAUACUUUGGAAUUGCCUUCACGGAUGAGACGGGACACUUGAACUGGCUUCAGCUAGAUCGAAGAGUCUUGGAACAUGACUUCCCCAAAAAGUCGGGACCAGUGGUUUUAUACUUUUGUGUCAGGUUCUAUAUCGAGAGCAUCUCAUACCUGAAGGACAAUGCCACCAUCGAGCUUUUCUUCCUGAAUGCCAAGUCCUGUAUCUACAAGGAGCUGAUUGAUGUUGAUAGUGAAGUCGUGUUUGAAUUGGCCUCGUAUAUUUUACAGGAGGCAAAGGGAGAUUUUUCUAGCAAUGAAGUGGUGAGGACUGACCUGAAGAAGCUGCCAGCGCUUCCCACACAGGCCCUGAAGGAGCACCCCUCCCUGGCUUACUGUGAGGACCGGGUCAUCGAGCACUACAAGAAACUCAACGGCCAGACCAGAGGCCAAGCCAUCGUGAACUACAUGAGCAUCGUAGAGUCUCUCCCAACCUAUGGAGUUCACUAUUACGCAGUGAAGGACAAGCAGGGGAUACCGUGGUGGCUGGGCCUGAGCUACAAAGGCAUCUUCCAGUAUGACUACCAUGAUAAAGUCAAGCCCAGGAAGAUAUUCCAAUGGAGACAGUUGGAAAACCUGUAUUUCAGAGAGAAGAAGUUUUCUGUGGAAGUUCAUGACCCACGCAGAGCUUCGGUGACAAGGAGGACAUUUGGACACAGCGGCAUCGCGGUGCACACGUGGUACGCGUGUCCAGCACUGAUCAAGUCCAUCUGGGCUAUGGCCAUUAGCCAACACCAGUUCUAUCUGGACAGAAAGCAGAGUAAGUCGAAGAUCCAUGCCGCCCGCAGCCUGAGCGAAAUUGCCAUUGACCUGACAGAGACGGGGACGCUGAAGACAUCCAAGCUGGCCAAUAUGGGCAGCAAAGGCAAGAUCAUCAGCGGCAGCAGCGGCAGCCUCCUGUCCUCAGGUUCUCAGGAAUCGGAUAGCUCUCAGUCGGCCAAGAAAGACAUGCUGGCGGCCUUGAAAUCCAGGCAGGAAGCUCUGGAGGAAACGCUGCGCCAGCGGCUGGAGGAGCUGAAGAAACUCUGCCUCCGAGAAGCAGAGCUGACGGGCAAACUGCCCAUAGAGUAUCCCCUGGAUCCAGGAGAGGAGCCACCCAUUGUUCGAAGAAGAAUCGGGACGGCCUUCAAGCUGGAUGAGCAGAAAAUCUUGCCCAAAGGAGAGGAAGCCGAGUUGGAGCGCCUGGAGCGGGAGUUUGCCAUUCAGUCCCAGAUUACAGAGGCCGCCCGCCGCCUGGCCAGUGACCCCAAUGUCAGCAAAAAACUGAAGAAGCAGAGGAAAACCUCUUAUCUGAACGCACUGAAGAAGCUGCAGGAGAUUGAAAGCGCCAUCAACGAGAACCGCGUCAAAUCUGGGAAGAAACCCACCCAGAGGGCCUCGCUGAUCAUCGACGACGGAAAUAUUGCCAGUGAAGACAGUUCCCUGUCAGAUGCCCUUGUUCUUGAAGAUGAAGACUCUCAGGUCACCAGCACACUGUCCCCCUUACAGUCCCCUCACAAGGGGCUCCCUCCUCGGCCACCAUCGCACAACCGGCCACCUCCUCCCCAGUCCCUGGAGGGACUCAGGCAGAUGCACUAUCACCGCAAUGACUAUGACAAGUCGCCCAUAAAGCCCAAAAUGUGGAGCGAGUCCUCGCUAGAUGAGCCUUACGAGAAGGUCAAGAAACGUUCCUCGCACAGUCACUCCAGCAGCCACAAGCGCUUCCCCAGCACGGGGAGCUGUGCCGAAGCGGGAGGCGGGAGCAACUCCCUGCAGACCAGCCCCAUCCGCAGCCUCCCACAUUGGAACUCGCAGUGCAGCAUGCCAUCCACACCCGACCUCCGCGUCCGGAGUCCCCACUAUGUGCAUUCCACGAGGUCGGUGGACCUCAGCCCCACGCGGCUGCACAGCCUGGCCCUGCACUUUCGGCACCGGAGCUCCAGCUUGGAGUCCCAGGGCAAGCUCCUGGGCUCGGAGAACGACACUGGGAGCCCCGACUUCUACACGCCACGGACUCGUAGCAGCAACGGCUCGGACCCCAUGGACGACUGUUCGUCGUGCACCAGCCACUCGAGCUCGGAGCACUACUACCCGGCGCAGAUGAACGCCAACUACUCCACGCUGGCCGAGGACUCGCCGUCCAAGGCGCGCGCGCGGCAGCGCCAGCGCCAGCGGGCGGCGGGCGCGCUGGGCGCGGCGAACUCCGGGAGCAUGCCCAACCUAGCGGCGCGCGGCGGCGGCCACGGCGUCUACCUGCACAGUCAGAGCCAGCCGAGCUCGCAGUACCGCAUCAAGGAGUACCCGUUGUACGUGGAGGGCGGCGCCACACCGGUGGUGGUGCGCAGCCUGGAGAGUGACCAGGAAGGCCACUACAGCGUCAAGGCGCAGUUCAAGACCUCCAACUCCUACACGGCCGGCGGCCUCUUCCGGGAGAGCUGGCGCGGCGUCGACGAGGGCGACGCGGGCCGCCUGACGCCCUCGCGCUCGCAGAUCCUGCGGACUCCAUCCCUGGGCCGCGAGGGCGUCCCCGACAAGGGCGCCGGCCGCGCCGCCGUCUCGGACGAGCUGCGCCAGUGGUACCAGCGCUCGAGCGCCUCGCACAAGGAGCACAGCCGCCUGUCGCACACCAGCUCCACCUCCUCGGACAGCGGCUCCCAGUACAGCACCUCCUCGCAGAGCACCUUCGUGGCGCACAGCAGGGUCACCCGGAUGCCCCAGAUGUGCAAGGCCACGUCAGCUGCCUUACCUCAAAGCCAGAGAAGCUCAACACCGUCGAGUGAAAUCGGAGCAACGCCCCCCAGCAGCCCCCACCACAUCCUAACCUGGCAGACUGGAGAAGCGACAGAAAACUCACCCAUUAUGGAUGGGUCCGAGUCUCCAGCCCACCAAAGUACUGAUGAAUAGAGGAGCUAUGGUGACAGCUGUUUCCUGGACUCUUCCCUCUAUCCAGAACUAGCUGAUGUCCAGUGGUACGGGCAGGAAAAAGCCAAGCCCGGGACCCUUGUGUGAGCCCGCCGGCCUCUACCUGACCGCCUCGCCGCCAUUCUGAGAUCACCUCACUGCCUCUCAUUUGCCUUACCCAGACGCACUGUCUCCCUGCACCAGCUUCAGCCCUCAGCACUUUUUUUCUCCCAUCUCCGCAACCCCUCACCCUCAAAAAACCCGACUGAGGAGACAUUCUGGAAGGUUCCGGUCCCACUGUGUGUCCCCUGGCUCUCUUGCCCAGAGAGCCAGGCACCAGUCCUGAAUGGCAUCUUGGUGCCCCCCCACCCCUCUGUGACAGACCCCAGGCCAGGAACCGGCGGGGAAGCUGGUUGGCAUGGAUUCCCGUGGACCAGUGGCACUGGACAGACCAGGGAAGGGACUUAGUACAGGGUGAUCCAGAAAGACUAGGGAAGCUGAGGCCCACCUGCCCCCUGUAGGCCAUCCAAGCAUGUUGUGAAGAGGCUGCCUCAGGGGAAUAUUCAGCUGAAAUAUUUCCUAGGAGGAGUGGCUGUUGGGGGAGAGGGAGAACGGAAACAGGAAGCUGAACACGUCAGAGAUGCAUCCGAGGAUCACAAUCAGUUCUAUGCUGCCAAAGAUUAAAAAAAAUAAAUAAAAACACACAAAAAAAUUAAGAGGGCCCAAGAGGAAGACAUUCCUUCUGCAAUGAAAUCUCUUAAAUCCUCAACUGCUACCACAUCCCACACGUGGAAGUCGACCAUCUGUGACGUGUCCCCCUCUGUAACCCUUCCCUGAACAUUCACCUCCCUCUCCACCGAGAGCCUGAAAACUCACCCAAUGUGAUGGGCAAGUCAGAGAGCCCCCAGCUAGCAUUGCUGACUUGGAUCUCCACGAGCCUGGACGCGAAGGAGAACAGCCCCAUGGGGAGCAACAGAGAGUCCGCUUGGCCCCGGCCUGCAUGGGGGUUCAGUCCAAGACACAGAGCUGCUUUCCUCUGGGGAUCUGUAGGAAGUGUAAGGUGAUAGUUGCCAAAAGUGGUUCUCUCUCAUUAAAACAACCAGUAAAAGUGUA